AUGAUCUGUGAUGUUAUGCCAACAAUUAACGAAGAUAUUGGAUCUCAGGGUGAUCGAGAUUCACUGGUUAGUGCAGAUGGUACGAAUGUUGAAGAUAUGUUACUUAGCAUGUUGGAUGAACGUGACAGAUUGAUGGAAGGAUUGCGUGAAUCACAGGAACAAGUAAACGAAACAAGAACUCGAUUGAACGAAGUUGAAAGAGAACGUGAUAAACUUCAUGCACAGUUGUCAGCUAAAAUGCCUCAAGAUGUUGUGGAAAUGUCAAAAAAACUAACAGAAGUUGAAGAGCAAUUAAUUGAAAGAUGUGAUGAAAUCGAUGAUUUGAAAGCUGAACGAAACAAUAUGAAAAUUCUCUUAGAACACUUAGAGAAUUUGGUAGCUCGCCAUGAAAGAUCACUUAGAAUGACUGUAGUGAAACGACAUACAUCAACGGCUAUGAGUACUAGUACAAAUUCAUUGAUUCCGGGGGGUACAAUGGCUGAUGGUGAAACAGUGUGCUCCGAAAUGGAUAUUUUAAAUUCUUCGUCAAAUUAUUCCAUGAAUACAACUACUGGAUCAACAAGUCCUUCAAUGACAGGAUUAGGUUCAGAAGUGGAAGUUUUAAAAGCAUUGAAAUCUUUAUUUGAACAUCACAAAGUUUUAGAUGAAAAAGUUCAUAAUCGUCUAAGAGUGUCACAAAAUAAAGUAACUGAUUUAGAAAAUGAAUUAUUCGAACUAAAACGUUCAAAGAUAAAUAAUAGUUCCACUGAAAAUACAUUUAAUAAUAAUAAUAUUCAUCGAACAAUGAUAUCUAGUGAAACACAAGUUGACAAAGAUUUCAUAAAAGAUGAUGAUACAGACAUAAAGAAUAAUCUUGAUCAAAUUCAAAAGUUAUCACUUGAAGAAACUGUUUCAUUCUCACAAGGAUCAGUUGGAAUAAGUAAGAGUUCUGAAUUCUCAUCUUCGUCAUCAGUUCUGAAUGCUCCUUUAUCAAAUCUGUUCUGUGGUUCAGCGUCAGCAGCUGCUCUUGAAGCAGCGAACAGAAUCAAAGAACUGCAAGAAAAUCUUGAACAACGUGCAUCUGAAUUACUCGUUGCUCGAAGGCAAGUGAUUGAACUGACAAGUCGAUCAAGAGAAAGCUCAAAUUCAUUGAGUUUAGCACAAAGUGAAUUAAAUCAUGCUAAUGACCAAAUUGAAAGGCUUACUCGUGAACUACGUGAAUCUGAGCAACGAAGAACUGAUCAAGAGUCCCUAGCUACGAGUUUAGAACAAAGAUAUUUAGUUACUCAGCGUGAAUUAAAUGCAGCCCAAGAUAUGACUGACAAAUUACGAGCUGAAUUAGCCUUCAAAUCAACGCAACUUAAACAGCAAGAAGAAAAAGUUCGAACACUACAAAUUAAAUUAGAUACAAUGGAAGACGAUCUGUUGCAGAGUAGAUCAUUGUCAAAUCAUUUCUUGACUAAAUCUUUAAAAACUAAAUACAUUCAUGAUGAAGCUGACAUUGAUGAUGAUGAUGAGGAGGAGGAUGUUAUUGCUGGAACUCAAUACAAUGAAGAAAAUGCUUGCUCUGACGACAGUAAUCCUGAAUUAAUGAAUAAACAAAUAUCUGAGGGGGAAAUGGAACAAGAGACUGAUUCAAUCACUGGCCUUGAGAGCAAACGUGUCCGAAAAAUCAAAUCUAUUAGAUCAGCAUCAAAAAGGAAUAAUUAUUCUCGAAAUAUCUUUCAACAAGAAUGGAAUUCUUAUGAAGAUCAGGUAAAAGAAUUAACAGAUGAAAUAGAAGAAGUUAGACAAGAAUUAACGCGUGCAAAAGAAAGAGAAAUCAUUAAUGAAGAACACAUAACUCGUUUAUCGGGAACAGUUGAUAAAUUAUUACAAGAAUCUAAUGAACGCUUACAAAAUCAUUUACAAGAAAGAAUGUUGGCUUUAGAACAAAAACAAAAUUUAAAUAAUCAAAUUGAACAAAUAAAGAGAGCAUUAGAAACAGCAAUAAGAGAACGUGAAACAAAUAUAACAGAAUCAAUGUUAUUAAGACAGAAAUUGUCUGAAUUAGCAGCUGCUUUUCGUUAUUCACAAGCUCAACUUGCAAUUGCUCAUACAUCAACUUCUGCAGCUCAGGCUACUAUUAUGGCAUUAGCCAAAGCAUCAUCUGAGAAAGUUAACAUGGAACGACAGCAACAACAGCAUAAUACAGAUAUUUCUAUACAAAAUUCAGUAUGUCCUUCAAGUGUAGUGGAAAAAUAUGGAACUGAGCAAAGUAGUCCAAUAGACUUAAUUUCAAGAUUGAUCACUAAUACAUGGAUCUAUUCACAAGCUGAUAAUAAUUCGGAUCAACCAAUAGAAAUGAAUCCUGAUGUUGAGUUACACAAUAUUCAAUCACUUCCCAAUACAAUUAGUGAUAAUAAUAACAAUAAAUUUUAUCAGUCGAAUGAAUUACAGGAAAUGUUAACUCAACAAAAUGUAAUGAAUUUCAAUGAUCCAUCAUUACAAUUAAAUCAUGAUACUGUUAAUCAAUUGUCCUUGAAUGAUAUAGUCAAUUUUAUGAAAAUGAAACAACUACCAAACGCCAUAUCUCAGCACAAUAUUCAAGAAAGUGCAACUGAUUCAACUACAGAUCCACAAUCUUUAGCGUAUAUGUUAAAAAAUCAAUUAGAUGCUAUCAAUAAUGAGAUAAAAUUAAUUCAACACGAGAAAGCCACUACAGAAAUGUUAGCUGAUGAAUUAAAGGGACGAUUUGGUACGACGGAUAUAAGUGUUGAUAAUAGAAAUAAUGAAUUUAAGACAAAGAAUCAGUAUGUUGAUAAUCGACCCGAUGGGAAUGAUGGUAAUAAUAAUAAUCAAGCUGAUCGAAAUGGCAAUCUUACAUUACAUGAUUUACUGCAUUCAUCAGAGCCCUCUGCUCUUGCUUCUUUGGGCAAUUUCAACUGCAGAACUACAACAGUUACUACUCAAAUGAAUAUGGAUAUUUAUCAAAACCCACCAAUUAGCUAUACACAAAACUUUCCAACAACUUACACACUAACGCCGCAUCCAUCCUAUUUAGGAUAUGAUACACGACUGCGUGCACCAGUAAUGAAUCCUAUGGCUAUCCGACAACCGGGACAAUCAAAAUUAUAUAAUCAAGGAGUGUUUAUCCCUAAUCCCAGGUAUACUAGUGAUCAUAAUGUAAUUUUUUCAACUGGAACUGCUCAACUACCAACUUUAUCAAAUUUUCACGAUGUUGACUAUAAUAUGCGGAAAUGUGCACAAAAUGAUCUUUCUAUGACUACAUACGAUAGCACAGUCACAACCACAACAACAACCGGCACACGAGAUGAUUUAGGAAAUACAGAGUAUUCAGAUAGUAGUCAAAGGGAAAAUGAACGUAAACGAUCUAUUUUCGGGACAUUGGGUCGUAUGUUCAAGAGACCAAAUCCUGUAAAUGUAACAAACUCACAGAAUCAAGUGGAAAGUACAGUGAAAUCAGUAGUUUCAAACAAUCAACAGCCUUCAUUGAGAUUUCAUUCUAAUCCAUUAACUCAUCCAUCCCGUCAUUAUCAUGUGUAUAAUAUUCCUCAAUCAACCUCAGUUCAUAGAUCAGACGAAAGAAAUAGACUAACUAAUGCUGUAUACUCUUCACAAGAUUCAGGAUUUUCGAAUAUGCCACAUUUCAAUCGUUCAGUUUAUCCAAACAAUUUUUCUCAAUAUCAUGUACAAGAAGGAACAUCGAGAUACAGUCCGAGACCUCCAUCACACCAUAGUUAUUUUGGCAAGGCGAAACCUGGUAUUUAUUCUGCAGAUGUAGGUACUAACCAAGAACAAAGUGCAAUUCAGCAGUCAGUUUUAUCACAUACGAUGAACUCCCAAGCUGCUCUUGGAUCUAAACAAACUCUUGAGGAUAGACAGAAAUCUCAAAAAUUGUUACUUGAAGAUACUAUACGCAGUAAUUUACCAUUUACUUCAUGGAGUAGUCCCAUAUUAGUUGCAUGGUUAAAAGGUGAAUUAAAUCAUGAAUGGAUUGGGAAUGUUUGGCUGCCUAGUCUUGGGUUAACCAGAUAUAGGUCAUCAUUUAUGGAGUGUCUUGUCGAUGCACGUAUGUUAAGUCAUUUAACCAAGCGGGACUUGAGGGUACAUCUAAAGAUGGUUGAUCAAUUUCAUCGUUUAAGUUUAUACUAUGGGAUAAUGUGUCUCAAGCGCCUGGAUUACGAUCGUUCUGAGAUUGAACGCCGACGUGAAGCAUGUCAAAAUAGUUUAAACGAUUUACUUGUCUGGAGUAAUGAUCGAGUUAUUGUAUGGCUUAAAAGUAUAGGUUUGAAUGAAUACGCCAAAAAUUUGAUUGAUUCUGGUGUACAUGGAGCUUUGAUGGUGUUAGAUCCAGAUUUUGACGCGAAUUCAUUUGCUCUUAUCCUUCAAAUACCUAAUUCAGAUGUACAAAUGAGGCAUAAACUUGAACGUGAACUCAACAGACUUCUACACCCGUAUCGAUCAGUUAAUCAAAACACUUCGAUGAGACCUUCCGAUUCAAUCAUGAAUUAUGAUACGGCAGCAAGUUGGAUUGCUUCUGUAGAACGUCCAGAACCAGCAUAUUAUGAAAAUCAAUUUGAAAUAAGUGAUGAAUUAGGUGGUGAGUCAUCUUACAGACCUGGCACUCAACAACAAAGACAUGGAAUCAACAGGAAUAUUGUACCUAUUUCGGAAAGUUUAAAUGGAGCUCCACCUAUUCCUAUACGAGCGCAAAGAAAUACAGACAGACGAUACCCUACGUCUACUUCACAGUUAACUGUUAAUUCUCAGAACCAACUUCCUUUGAAUGCCAAUCUCAACCGUAAUCUUCAAUAUCGAAAUGCAGAUAAAUAUAGUAAUAAUAAUAAUAAUGAUAAUAAUAAUAAUAAUAAUAAUAAUAAUAAUAAUAAUAAUAAUAAUAAUAAUAAUAAUAAUAAUAAUUGUAGAUUCACACUGUUGGUUUGA
This is a messenger RNA of Schistosoma intercalatum, 4926 nucleotides long. The record is from the annotation of a GenBank genome assembly. NCBI's taxonomy places the organism in Eukaryota, Metazoa, Platyhelminthes, Trematoda, Strigeidida, Schistosomatidae.